AUGGACGACCACGUCAGCGCCAGCGCCAGCGCAUCCCCCGACCCGGACUCGACGGCGCGUCGCAGCAGGUCCGGACGCGUCGUCAAGGCCCCAACCAAGUUCGCGCCCGAGGCCACGGCCCCCUCAGCGUCCAAGCGCAAGCGAGACGACCACGAUGGCGAUGAUGCCGACGACGCGGAUCCCCUUUCCGACGACGACAUGAGCGACGAGCCCGAUGCUGCCAGCGACGAUGACCAUCCAGCCCCGAGAUCGUCGCGCAAGCCGUCGCAAGGCGCACGCCCCAAGAAGCCCUCGUCCAAGAAGCCCAAGAUCAACGGCACCCAGCCUGUCGCGUCGGGCCAUGUAGCUCGCAUCCCUAGCAGGCCCAAGAAGACCGUGCGCAUCGACGCUGGAGAAAAGGGAACAGGCGUCUUUGCCGACAUCUUCGGUUCCGGCGACACCCCCGAAGCCGUCUCUCAGCAGUGGUUGGAGCGGUACAGGCAGGACGACGCGGCCGCUAUGAGCGACCUGGUCAACUGCAUCUUGCAAUGCGCCGGCUGCGACCUCGAAGUGACCACGGAUGACAUUCGCGACCCGGAAAAUAUCCCCAACAGACUGGUCGAUCUCCAAAACGUCUAUCAAGAGCAACAAAUCACAGAAUACCCCCUAAUCUCAAGGGCCAAGAACACCAGGUCGUUCCGAGAAAUGCUCAUCGCAUUCUUCCACUCCUUAAUCUCUCUUCUCCAUGAAACCGACGUCCUCUACAAAGACCCAGACUUGAUGGACAAUCUCCACGCAUGGCUCGCGAGCAUGUCGUCAUCGACGCUGCGACCCUUUCGCCACACAGCAACGACGGUGGCUCUCUCGGUGCAGGCAGGGCUGAUUGAUAUCGCGGGCGUGCUGGAUCGAAGAAUAGCCACCAUAGAGCAGCAAUCCCUGGCCGCCAAAAAGGGCAAGAACAAGUCCAAGGCGGCAGAAAUCCAGCGCGGCCUGACCGAAGCCAACGGCUAUCGCAAGACGUGCAGCGAGGCUAUCCAGUCCUUCUUCGACACCGUCUUUGUCCACCGAUACCGCGACGUGGAUCCCAAGAUUCGCACCGAGUGCGUCGAAGCCUUGGGGUCUUGGAUUUGGAAUCUGCCCACCGUCUUCAUGGAGCCGGGCUAUCUGCGAUAUCUCGGCUGGAUGCUCUCAGACACAAACGCGCCGACGCGCCAGGAGGUCUUGAAACAGCUCCACAGGGUCUUUAAACGCGACGCACAGCAGCUCGGUCACUUCAUCGACAGGUUCCGGCCCAGGCUAAUUGAGAUGGCCACGCUGGACUCAGAGGUGCCAGUCAGGGUUGCCGCCAUCAACGUCAUCGACACCCUGCGCGCCGCAGCGCUGCUCGAGCCCAACGAGAUUGACGCCAUCGGCAAGCUCAUUUUCGACACUGAGCUGAGGAUCCGCAAGGCUGUGGUCAACUUCUUCGUGGCCUGUAUCGAAGACGUCCACGAAGGCAAGCUGGAGGAAAUGGGCGGGGCCGAUGCCCUGGACGAGAUUGACGACGCCGACGAGGACGACUUUGAGUCGCCGCGCAAGGAAUGGGUCAACAUCAAGUGUCUCUCGGAAACACUGGCCAUCUACGAUGCACAGAUUGAAGAGUCGCAACACGAUGGGGCAGUCGUCGAUCUGGAUGCGGCCGCCGACUUGCUCGAGGCCGCCGUCCCGGACACGCGAAUCUCCCUUGCCGCGCACGUGCUGUACGAGAAGCUUCCAGAGGUCAAGACGUGGGAGCUGCUCGCAGGCUAUCUGCUCUUCGACCAUACGACCAGCACCAAGUCUAGGCCCAAGUCUAAUGCUGCAGCGAACUCGACCGAGGCGGCUUUUAAGAGGGCCGUCGCGCCCACUUCUGCUGAGGAGUCGAUACUGCUCGACGUGUUGUGCUCGGCAAUCAAGUCGAGCCUGGCACAGACGAGCGAGCACGACAGGAACAAGCGGAGGGGCCACCGCUCCGAAGCAGCCGAGGCGCAAGAAGAAACGGCACUUGAGCUGACCACGGUCAUUCCGAAACUUCUCAACAAGUUUGGUGCGGAGCCCGAGACGGCAGCCAUUGUGCUGCGGCUGGAACAUUGCCUCAACCUCGACGUCUUCCAGCAGCUGCGACAGGACGCGUCCAAGUAUGAGAAGCUCCUCGACGAGAUCAGCACGCAGUUCAACAGGCACGACGACAAACGAGUCUUGUCCGAGGCCACGUCGGCUCUCCUGCACGCCCGCCAGUACGAGGAGCUCGAGGAACUGACCGACAGCAAGCUAUCCCUGCUGUGGGAGAACGUCAUUAACGCGCUGCGCAACUUUGACAAGACGUGCGAGCUCUCAAUCCGCGACAAUCUCGCAGCCGCCCCGCUCCGUGAACUGUCGACGACGUUGCUGAAGAUUGGCAAGCUGGCCAGCGUAUCCGACUGCGUCGACGCUCUGGAGGCCACGCCGAGGUCCAACGAUUCCAAUGCGCCUGCCAUUGAGAUCCUCAGCAAUAUUGUGCACCGCGGCAAGUUUGAGCCGCAAGAGGACGAGAUUGACGAUCUCGAAGACGAGGUGGUUUCGUUCGCCAUCAAAGCCUGCCAGUUUUACUUCAUGUGGAAAACGCGGGCAUUGUCUCAGCUGCUUCUCGGCGGCGCCAGCAUCUCCGACGCCGAGCUCGACAGGCUCUCGGUCCUGCGCCAGACGUACCGCAGACACCUGAUUGAGACGUUUUCGUCGCGGGCCGCCAUCGACCAGCUCCGCCUCUACUCCACCGGCAGCCUGUGCGACCUGCACCUGACGUUUGCCACGCUCCGCCGCCUGCUCAAGGGCUUGGGCAGCUCGUCGAGCCCCGGGGCCCAGCAACCGCGGGCUGACAAGCUCCGGGUCCUGAUGCAGGAGAUUGAGCCGGGGCUGGUACCGGAACUCAUGUCCAUCUUUGACGGCGCGGAGAAGCAGUACGCCAGAAAGGCCAAGAAGGACAAGACGCUCAACGAACCGGCCGAGGACGAGGACCCUCUGGCCGACGAUGAGGAGCUCGACGACGACGACGACGACGAGGGCUUGUCCAAGGAAGAGCGCUACACCGCCGAGCUCAGGGCAGAAAAGGCGCUUUGCGAGCUGACGGCCAAGUACGUGCUGGCCAUCACGGCCGACCUUUUUGACAACCGCGGCUCCCAGGCCGGCAAGCUCCGCCGGCGCAUCCUCCGUAACAAAGCCAAGCUCGGCAACAACUUCAAAGAGGUCGUCGCAUACCUCGAGGGCGACAAUCUCAUGGCCGGCAAGCGGCCCAAGAAGCCCGCCGCCGCCGCCGCCGCUGCCAAAAGCAACAAUCACCCCUCGGCCGGGUCGCGCAAGGCUGCCCUCAGCGAGGAAACUGUCCACGACGACGAUGACCACGACGACGAGGAAGAGGAAGAGGAGCACGACGAAGACAGCGUGCUUGAGGAUGUCGAGCCUGAGGAGGGUUCUAGGGAGGACUUGAGGCGCAGAGAGCUGCUCGAUGAUGACCCCAUCGAGGACGGCGAGGAUGAGCCUGAGCCGCUGGCCGAUGAUAUUGACGAUGAUGUCCUCGGCGAUUGA
Molecule: messenger RNA, 3558 nt
Organism: Hirsutella rhossiliensis
Lineage: Eukaryota; Fungi; Ascomycota; Sordariomycetes; Hypocreales; Ophiocordycipitaceae
Product: STAG domain-containing protein
Exons: 3
Coding region: 1-3558 (1185 amino acids)
Biological process (GO): sister chromatid cohesion
Cellular component (GO): cohesin complex; nucleus; chromatin
Molecular function (GO): chromatin binding
Source: RefSeq, a predicted model, not a curated record